AUGAAUGCUGAGGAAAGACUUGUCACUGAGGUACCGAGUAGCUUGAAGCAACUGGCACGUCUUGUCGUACGUGGAUUUUACACGAUAGAGGAUGCUUUAAUUGUGGACAUGUUGGUCAGGAAUCCAUGUAUGAAAGAAGAUGACAUUUGUGAACUACUCAAAUUUGAACGCAAAAUGUUGAGAGCUAGGAUAUCUACAUUGCGGAAUGAUAAGUUUAUCCAAGUGAGAUUGAAGAUGGAAACAGGAUCAGAUGGCAAAGCACAGAAAGUCAACUAUUAUUUUAUCAAUUAUAAAACGUUCGUUAAUGUAGUGAAAUAUAAACUUGAUUUAAUGAGGAAGAGAAUGGAAACUGAAGAAAGAGAUGCAACUAGUAGGGCUAGUUUUAAGUGUCCAAGUUGUUUAAAGACAUUUACUGAUCUUGAAGCAGAUCAACUUUUUGACAUGAGAACCGGCGAAUUUAGAUGUACAUAUUGUCGGGAGAUAGUGGAAGAAGAUCAAUCAGCUCUUCCAAAGAAGGAUUCCAGAUUAUUAUUAGCAAAGUUCAAUGAACAAUUAGAGCCGCUCUAUAUAUUAUUGAGGGAAGUGGAAGGAAUCAAAUUGGCACCUGAAAUAUUGGAACCAGAGCCUGUUGAUAUUAACACAAUUCGAGGCAUUGACUCAAGAAAACCAAGUAGUCUCAGAGCACCUAGCGAACAAUGGUCGGGUGAGGCUACUAGAAUGUCAGGCUUUAUGGUAGAGGAUACCAGAGUGGACGUUACUAUUGGAGACGAGUCUCCUGAUGACAAUGCGGCGAAUCAUAGAAAGGAGAGACCCAUAUGGAUGAUGGAAAGCACAGUUAUCAAUGCCGAUGGUUCACAGCCUGAUGGUGUGAAUGCACAAGACAGUAUCUUAGAUAAGGCCGCAGCCACUGCCACAAAUACAACUACGACGAAUAAUAAACAGGGUGAAGACAUUAUGUCAGUGUUGUUGGCUCAUGAGAAGAAGGGCAGCACCAAUUCUGCGACAUCUAUCAAAGCAGCGCUUCCACAGGAAUCCAGUGAUAGUAGCGAUAACGAAGAAGAUGCGGAAAUGCAGGCGAUUGAUACCGGUGAGGUGGAGGCAAUGGACUCCGAAGAUGAUGAACUUGUACCAACUGUCAGUGUCGGUGGUAAAACCGUCGCGAUCACCGAUGUUAAUGACACUCUGAUUGCGGAAAUGACACCCAUAGAGAAGGAAGCUUAUAUCCAAACGUAUCAGGAAUAUUACUCGCAUAUGUACGACUAGAAGAACAAUGAGAGUCUUCACAAUGCUCUGCAUAAGACUGAUAUUGAUUUGGUAUCGUUGUUCUCUGUAAUAUUUUGUAUAGCUACUAAAUAUAUAUAAUUUUCGAUAAUGAUGCGAUAAUCUUUCAUAGCAACGUAGCAAUCCUGACGGAGUUUGCACGUUCCUUAUACUGACAAAAUGCAACAAUAUAUUUAAUAUACUGUAUAUGUAAAGCAGUAUAUUUAAUAUAAUAUAGCAGAUGUAAUUAGUAUAUAUUUGAAAAAUUAACUAGUUUCAAAAAAGGCAAAAAUACGUUUUUAUAGUUUCAUAUGUAUUUUCUAAUAUAAUUGUAACUGAACAGUAUUGUCAAUCAACAGUUUCGUCAAUCAACAUUAUUAAUAAAUAAACAAUUGAAUGUGUGAAGUACCAUAAA
Pogonomyrmex barbatus (red harvester ant) is the source of this 1675-nucleotide messenger RNA. It is a transcript of the gene TfIIEalpha, whose product is annotated as transcription factor IIEalpha. The record is from RefSeq and is a predicted model, not a curated record. NCBI's taxonomy places the organism in Eukaryota, Metazoa, Arthropoda, Insecta, Hymenoptera, Formicidae. Gene Ontology annotation, cellular component: transcription factor TFIIE complex. Gene Ontology annotation, biological process: transcription initiation at RNA polymerase II promoter.